This is a messenger RNA of Coccomyxa subellipsoidea C-169, 993 nucleotides long. RefSeq names its product NMT1-domain-containing protein. Gene Ontology annotation, biological process: thiamine biosynthetic process. The transcript has 6 exons. NCBI's taxonomy places the organism in Eukaryota, Viridiplantae, Chlorophyta, Trebouxiophyceae, Coccomyxaceae. The record is from RefSeq and is a predicted model, not a curated record. Bases 1 to 993 code for a protein of 330 amino acids.
AUGGCGUCACCGAUCACCUUGGCAUUGGACUGGACUCUGAACACGAAUCAUUCCGGAUUCGUUGUUGCGAAGGCCAAAAACUACUACACGGAUGAAGGAUUGGACGUAUCUCUCAUCUCACCAGGAUCUGAUUAUAAACCUCCAGCAGAUCUUGUCCGAACUGGGAGCGCGACAUUCGGGAUUACACCAAGCGAAACAGUAAUCAGUUCUCUGACGCGCAGUCCUCAAUUGAAGGCCAUCGCCACGCUACUGGAAGAGGAUACUAGCGCGAUCGUGACACUCAAAUCAAGCGGCAUCGACGCACCUUCCAAGCUGGAUGGCAAGAUCUAUGCAAGUUAUGCAGCCAGGUAUGAGGGGAGGAUUGUACAAGAGAUCAUCAGAGCUGAUGGUGGAAAGGGGGACUUCAGAGAGGCUACACCCUCUGUCAUGGGCAUAUGGGAUACUCUGCUGAAGGGAGAAGCAGAUGCAACUUGGAUUUUUUUGGGCUGGGAGGGUGUUGACGCUCAGAUCAAGGGUGUCGAGCUAAACGCCUUCAAGCUGGGUGAUUAUGGGAUUCCGUAUGGCUACACGCCGCUCUUGGUGGCCCUGCCACAGUUUCUCCGGGACUAUCCAGAUGUUGCCCGGGCCUUCCUUCGGGCAACCUCUCGUGGAUUCCAGUACACAGCAGAGCACCCGGCGGAGGCAGCGCAGUAUCUCCUGGCUGCAGCACCAGAUAGCAUGGACAAAAAACUUGCACUUGCAUCUCAGCAAAUGGUGUCAAAGCACUAUCUGGACGCUGGAGGGAGGUGGGGUCACAUGCGUGCAGAGCGCUGGGACAAGUUUCUGGACUGGCUGGGCGACAAGGGUCUGCUGACAAGCGCCAUGCCCUCGCGCAAUCCUGUGGAUGGUGUCAGCGCUUCACUUGAUGACCUCAGGAGCGGCAGAGCUGGAGAACCGCACCCGCGGUCUUCCAUCAAUGCUGCGGAUCUGUACACGAACGAAUUCUUGCCCUAG